AUGGAUCUUUCCCGCAUUACGAGUCUUCCGGAAAAGGUGAAGGUGGAUCUGGCGUUGGCGUUCUUGUCAACGCUGCUGGGCCGAAGGCAUCAGAGCCUAUUGAGGUUAGCCGAGAAGCCGGACAUGGAACCUGGCGAUGACAGCCCAACGUCCUUCGACGCAGGAUCUCCGGAAGUCAAGCUGCGAGAAGCUCUCGACAGCCAUGUGAGCACAGCGUUCUCUGGCAUGGUUCGACUGCUGGGUUUUGGAGAUGCCAAACGGGAGGCAAAGGUGACGGAGCUGGCAUCUAGCUAUCUGAAGGUGGGGCAGACGUUCAAUCGUUCUGCCAUUUUUGCCCAGCGAGUGAGCUUCCUGCCAUGCGUUCCCCACGGAGUCUGUGCAAGGUUCGUGGACCAUGGUGAGGAUGGACGUGCCAUGCGUGUCCAAGUCUACAGAUACUGGACAGCACUGGAUGAGGUGGAUGCAAAGGGCAGCUUCAAGAGGACCGAUGCCACAUACCGACAUGUGAUUGAGGAAGGCGGUCGCUUCGAACCGGCAUGGGGCCGGUACCACCUCUAUGUGGCUCUUGCAUGCCCGUGGGCAGACGGAGCUCUGGCGGCGCUUUACCUCAAAGGCCUUGAGCAUGUCAUCAGCUUCAGCGUGGUCCACCCGACCUGGCAAAGAUCUCGGCCAGAGAACCCGAGCGACAUGCACUGUGGCUGGGCGUUUCGAAACCCUGGGGACCCGCCUCUGGCAAAUUCACUGGGAUUUGGCAAAUUUGAGUGCGAUGAUGCGCUCGUUGCUGACAUCGUGAAUAAUUGCAAGUUCGUCAGAGACUUGUACGAGAAGUCAAACGACAAGGCUGGCAAGUACAGCACACCUGUGCUCUGGGAUAAGAAAGAAGGCACAAUCGUUAACAACGAGUCCAUGGAUAUCCUGAAGAUGUUCAACGCAAAGUUCAACAAGUUUGCCAAGAAUCCGGAGUUGGAUUUGUUCCCAGCACACCUAGCCAAAGUGGCUGAAGAGGCAAAUGCAUGGAUCUAUCCCAACAUCAACAAUGGUGUCUACAGAUGUGGCUUUGCCAAAACCCAGGAAGCCUACGACAUGGCCGUGAAGGACCUGGCCGGUGCUUUGGAGAAGGCGGAGAGCCUCUUGGCGAAACAGCGCUAUGUCUGUGGGGACACCUUCACUUUCAUGGACCUAAGACUCUUCAUGACCCUCGUGCGAUUCGACCCUGUGUACGUGGUUUAUUUCAAGACCAACGUGGGCACGAUUGAGAUGAACUACCCCAACCUCUACAACUACAUCAAGGACAUCUAUCAGUUCGGGAAUAUGUCCAAAGCCAUCAACAUGAGACACAUCAAGAUGCAUUACUUCACCUCGCACCCGGACUUGAACAAGUUUGCAAUCAUCCCAAAGGGGCGUGAUAUGGACUUGGCCGGACCGCACAAUCGGGGAAAGGCUGGAAAGGCUGUUGAAGUGUCAUGCUGGGCGAAGGUCAUGGAGCUUAUAUCACCAAGCCAGAAGUGA
This is a messenger RNA of Symbiodinium sp. CCMP2592, 1509 nucleotides long. NCBI's taxonomy places the organism in Eukaryota, Dinophyceae, Suessiales, Symbiodiniaceae. The record is from the annotation of a GenBank genome assembly.